AUGAAGGAGCAGCUUUUAGCUGAUUUGGGGGCAAAAGACAAUAGCCAGACCCUCCUAUCCAUAUCCUCACCGUUCUCUGGAUGGAUCCAACAAGAAACCAUCCCCAAGAAGUUUAUGAUGACACUAAUGGCCACAUAUGACAGAUCAGGGAACCCACGAGGGCAUAUCCUUAACUACAAGACAUUCAUGGAGUUCCAAACCCUAUUGGACGCUCUGAUGUGCAAGGUCUUCCCCACGACACUAACAGGACCAGCAAGAGCUUGGUUCAACAGCCUAGAGGUAGGGAGUAUUAGAAGCUUUGGGGACCUCGCCAACAUUUUCAUCAACUGGUUCAUAGCUGGGGUUCUGGCUGAGAGGAAAACUAGUUAUUUGGAGACCAUCUGGCAAAGGAAGAAUGAGUCCUUAAGGGGGUACGUGGCCCAUUUUAAUACAGAAGCCCUGCAGAUCUCGGAGCUGGAUGAAAGCCGAGCUGUGGAGGCCAUGCAGAAAGGGACCACGCUGUGUAGAAAGCCACCCAAUACCCUAGCCGAACUGAUGAAGAGAGCCAAAAAGUAUAUAAGGCAAGAUGACGCCUUGACAACCAGUAGGUUCACUAGGGAGGCUGCAAAUAGAGGGAAGGCGACAGAGGAAAGAAGGUCGAAGAGACCAGAGAGAAGACAAAAUAAAGGGCCUGAGGUGUAUAGGCAGCCCUAG
Messenger RNA from Manihot esculenta (cassava), 693 nucleotides. RefSeq lists its product as uncharacterized. The coding region runs from base 1 to 693 and encodes 230 amino acids. The record is from RefSeq and is a predicted model, not a curated record. The transcript has a single exon. Lineage: Eukaryota; Viridiplantae; Streptophyta; Magnoliopsida; Malpighiales; Euphorbiaceae.